GGUGACUUCAGUACUGUCGACUAUGAAUCCUCAUCACUGAUUGAAUUGGCCCGCCUUACACCUCGCAGUGUGUUGCCACACACUGCUCGCAUCCGCUGUGACCCAAGAGGCCGCUGUCGUUCGGUUGCUCGCUCUUUCAAACCGUCAUAUUCCUCGCAGCAUUAGUCAUGGACUCGUCCACCUUGCGGCUCAAGGCACGGCCGCACGUGGAGGAAGAAAUUGAGAAUUGGGACGACGACGACGACUUUGUUUUCGAUGGCGAUGACAUUGCCUUCCCCUCACUCUCGAACUUGGCCAAUAUCUCGUCCAAUCGCCGUGACUCGCAGUCUUCGUUCCGAUCCGACUUUGAAUCCGUUCAUGGGGAGGAAGAGAAGCAGGUUCAUUUGCCAGACAAUGACGAAAAGUCAACCCUCGAUGCCAUCGCCGCGGCCGCAAAGGCCGGUAUUCCGCUUCCCAAGAAUGUACCUCCCUCGGCUCUCAUGGGAGGCACGAUUAAGAGGCUCGGGGGCAGAAAGAUCAAGAAGAUUAUUCAGGAAGACUGGGUUGAUGACCUUGAGUUUCCCGAUGCUGGGCAGGUACUCCAGAUCAAGGACAGGGAUGGCGCCCAGUUUCCAGAGGUCCUGCGACAGGUCAGCAAUUCGGCACAACCGAGUCCAUCCAAGCCGCCAAAGGACCUCCCCACGAUGUUCCAGGACGAGCAGAAGGAAGAAAAGCCAACAACGUCAUCCAGCUUAGUUGACCUGGAAAAGUUUCGAGAUGGCGAUGACGACGACUUCUUCGGGGAUGGGGGUGCGACUAUCAAGGUGUCUAAGAGACGCGUGAUGCCCAAGUCCCUCUCCUUGAUCACGUCCCCGACGCCCCAGAGACACAUCGGCGAUACCCAAACCGGAGAUGAUGACUUUGAGAAGGAUUUGGAGCUCCCCGAGGAUGGGCACCUGAAGCUCUCGGCCAAGAGGGAUAUCCCCCCAAAGACGCCAACCUUCGCCAACAUUUUAGAUGAUCUCGACUGGACUGAGGGCAGCCUGGGAACCAGAUUUGGCGGAACCCGACGGGAAGCCCAAUCUACCAGGAGCUCGUCGGUCUCCGCAUUCAGCCCCAGCAUCUCGAGCUCCGUCAUGGAGAGUGAGGAUGAGAUAUUCGACGGUCUCAUUAUCCCAAACGGGCCGCUGGAUUUCGGAGAGCGUCUAAAACGCCGCCGCAAGAGCCGCUCCCCUGAACGGAUCCCAGAAGAGCCAUCAGUCACGGAAGAGCUUGGGCAGCAAGACACCAUUAAACAAAAAUCCUUUAAGGGGCCCUUGAUGGAACCCCUCAGAGAGGAGAAGGGGGAAGAGAAGGAGGAUUUCCUCGACGGUCUGGAGAUUGGCGACGGCGAGAUUUUCGACUCGAGGAAGUUGACGCUCAACCGCAACAUCCAAGUAAAGACCACCAGGCCUGCCAGCCCUUCACGCCCAAAGGCGUCAGUGGCGCUCAAGUUCACAAACAAACCUGUUACCGCAUCCCGCCUCCCGCGGCCUAUGGGGUCGAUGGCGAGUCAUGAGCGGUCGCAUACACAAUCCUCACUCGAGCCUGUCUCGGAAAGCGGCGGCCCUAUACAACGAGCUCACUCGAGGCGUUCCUUGUCCCGCAUGGGCGGGCAUUCUGCCCAUUCUUCAGUGACAAGUCUCGCCAGCUCCACAACUUCUACAAGACCCUCCUCUACCCAGACCGUAGCGCCGUCGACUCCGCGACGAAGGGAGUCCGGUCAAGGUACAUCCCAAGGGUCGUUAGGGAACGAGUCAGCCACUACGAACGCGCAGCUGCUUCGUAUGAAGCGGUCGUUACCCGCAAUGCGCGGGACUCAGUCUCCUGCGCGCCCUCAGCCUACUCGGGGUUACGAGCGGCCCCCCUCGCGAGCCGAGCAGACGAACCGAGCUCCACCGACGCUACGGCCGAAAACCCCGGUCGAGCGGACGCGGCCCUCAGAAAGCGCGGCGGCAUUGGCUCGCAAGGCCCCGGUGCCUUUUGUGCCCGCCGGUGCCUCGGCAACCCAGUCACACAAUGUCAAUGCAAAGCCCCGAACUUUUCGUCGCCACGAUUCGGAGACGAGCAUUGAAUACCGGCCCAGCUCACGGGCGGUGUCUCGGUCGGCGAUUCGGUCGCCUAGUCCGCGACUGUACCGCUCGGCAGAAAAAGCGACACCAGAGAGUCAUUGGGGCAAGAUGAGCGUGCCCAAACGGGCGCGGAACUUUGGCGACGGCCAUGAGCUCGACGCGUUUGACGACUUGCCCACAUCCACUCAGGCCGAAGCAAAGUUCUUGAAACAGCCGUCUAGUGCCAAAUCGCAGACGCGGACCAGGGGGUACCAAAAUAUUCCCGACCGCAACGUUACCCCAUCGCCCCGCGCACCUCCCUCCUCUCGCGUCGAUAACGUGCCGAGCUUCGCUCGCGAUACUGCCGCAAGUCGGAUCGCACGGGAGACGAAUCUUGCGCAGCGCAACCCGUCAGGCGUGAUUGCGCCGCUCACUGCUCAGCGUGUUGCUCAGCUGUCAGCAAAAGGCAACUCCAAUGCCCAAUCCCACUUUACGCCGCCGACAGCCAAGGCCAAGAAGGUGCGGCGGUCGCCGCAGUCCAAACCGCACUUGAUUGCCAAUCUCAACCCACCACGAGACGCAAAGAUGGUCAAGGGCAUGUGGUAUAACCCAGAGAUGUUCCGCUGGGAGGGCAAUGACAAUGCACUAAAUGCGUUUGAAGUCCCAGCCACCUCGUCAUCUACAGGAUCCGGACAUCAGCACAUGGUUCGUGAACGGGAGACGGCCACACCGCGGCCGGCCCUCAUCACCAACAUCGGCGUCACCAAGGGUGUGCAGGUCGUCGGCGGCAUGGUCUUUGACCCCCAGAACAUGUGCUGGCUUAAGCUGGCGCCGCAGAACCGAUCGGGAAAAGGUGGUGCUCUCGAUGGCCUAGACGCGUUUGAUGACGAGGAGGACGUGUUCAAGGAUAUACCGGACCUGGAGGAACGCACCAUGGCCUCGAGUGACGGAGGCAACCCGCGUGUCAGCGACGUCAACCACGAGUGGCCGGUGGGCGAGGAGUUUGAUGUGGGACCCGAGUUUGUACGUCGGCAGCGCGAGGAGGAGGAGCGGUGGAGGAAGAAGUGCCAUCUCUGGAUCAACAACCAGGCCGAUCGCGGAGAUGCCUGGAAGUGGGCUAUACGCGACAUUGUCAAUGAGGGCUAGGGUUCGUCGACACCACGAGAGUCGCACAUCAUUU
Molecule: messenger RNA, 3249 nt
Organism: Thermothelomyces thermophilus ATCC 42464
Lineage: Eukaryota; Fungi; Ascomycota; Sordariomycetes; Sordariales; Chaetomiaceae
Exons: 2
Coding region: 168-3215 (1015 amino acids)
Biological process (GO): mitotic spindle orientation checkpoint signaling; regulation of Ras protein signal transduction
Cellular component (GO): SIN/MEN two-component GAP complex; mitotic spindle pole body
Molecular function (GO): GTPase activator activity
Source: RefSeq, a predicted model, not a curated record